UUUUGGUGAAUAAUUUCAAUAAAAUGUUGAACUAAAAGAUAUGUUUUUGAUGUUCUACAAAAUCAAGCAUUAAAUUAAGUUAAAUAACAUUUUAUAAAUAAAAUAUUAAUGGUUUUUUUAUAAAAAAAUUAAUUAAAAUUUCAUUUAAUUUUGAGUAAAAAUUAAACAAACAAGACAACGAAUAAAAGAAAACAAAGAAAAUUAAAACCGAGAAAACACACACACGGAAUUUCUUACCACUAUUUUGUUGCUGUCAUUAUUGCUGUUUGUUGUUGGUGCUAUUGGCUGUGAUUGUCAAUUCAUUUGUUGUUAUUAUUAUAGUUGUUGCUGCCUUUGCUGUUUUAUUAUGUAUUGACGUAGCUGCUGCUUCGCUGUCUUCUUUAGUAUUGCUAUUUUUAUGACAGCUGAUAGUUUGUUUUGUUUGUAGUAUUUAUAUUACAAUUUGUUGUAAUGCUAAAUAGCAACAACAAUUAUAAUAACAAACCAGUGUCAUUUUCUACUAACAUCGGAACAUUUAUGCCCCAGUUUAUUAUUCCCAUUUUUUACACCAACUACUCGCUAUCUGCGUUACUACUUCAAUUUUUUCUUCGGCUCUUUAUCAAUAUAUAAUUUAGGCUCAAGAGAUGCAUGGCGUCAAAAGGGUUUUAAUCUUUUGCAUUUUAAUUGUAAUUCUGCCGGCCACUUUGAUUGUUAUACCCUUGUAUCUGAGGAGAACAGUAUUUGCCGAUGUGGUUUAUCCGGUGGCCGAAUCGGAUAUUAUAGAGAUAAGAGAUGGCAUUUCCUCGAUAUUUUGCCAGCAACAUUCUCUUAAGAUGAGCAGUAACUUUAAUGCCUUCCAGUUGGCAGGCAGACCCGAAAUUUCCACAAAUCACAAGCACAUCAGAUUGAAAAAGUCCAUGACUUUGCCGGAUGAUACUUUCGAAUACUGGGGUUUCUAUUUGCUAAAAGGAGCCAGAGUUCUGUUGAAAUUCUGUUCGCGAUAUGAUGGUGCUCGUAUGUUGGUGGUAAAGGGUGCUAGAGAAUUGGAUACUUGUGGUUUAUUGGAUCAUAAUAAAAAGAAAUUUGGUCCCAAUUGGAAUCAGGGUCAUGAACAGGUGAAGGUGUUCUUUGAAGAUUUCGAGGUUAUCAAUGAAAAUAUACGCAGUGAUGAAUUGGUUAAUAGUACGGACAUACAAAAUGCCACUGAAAAUUCGGAUCAUUUAAUGGAGAUGGAAAACCGAGGAGCUGAGGAUUUAACAGAGGAUAUUGAUGAGGAUGGGAGUGAGAGUGAGGAAGAUAAUACUACCACUACUACAACCACAGAAAUUCCCAAAACUACAAAGGUACGACGCAAGAAACUAAAGAAAGGAUCUCCUAAUUCCCAGAAACAACGUGAGAAUAAUGGCAAUAGUCUGAAGACAAGUGAAGAAGAUAUUAAUCCUCUUAAGCAAAUGAAUUCUCAAGAAGACUUGAAUAUACCCAGGAUAAGACGUACUUCCCAACACAAAGCGUACUUGGAAAGGCAUGCUCGAGAUCAUGAGCAGCGCAAACAAAAGGUAUACGAUCAACUUUACAAGCAUCGACCCAAACGUGAUCAUGUGUACGAUCGUAAAUAUACGCAUGGCGGUAAUGCCAUGAAUUUCACUCAAACCGAUGAAUCCAAUUCAAUAUCAAGUUUUGAGAACGGUCUGCUAGAAUGUUUCAAAACCAAUAAACUCUCCUUUGGCGAUUUUCCACCCAUGGCCGAUUGUACGAAUCCCCAUUUUCUGGAGAAUGGCUCGCAUCGCAUGUUGUCUAUACAUGAAAUCGAUGCCGAUGGCUACUACUAUUACAUAUUCUACAGUGACAAUGAUAUGGUGCGCAAUGAUAUCCAUGCCAUAUUCGAUAUUUACAAGCCCACCUUUGAAUAUUCGAAUUUAACUAACCAGCAGGCCUGUGUUAAUGCCACCAAUUGCACAUUUCCCAUUGGUUUUAUGUCCGAUGAGAUAGUGGUCGUCGAAGUGCCUACACGUGAUGGUAUCGAACAUGAGGACGAUGAUAUCACGUAUUUGAUCUCAACCUGUCAUCCCAGACCAGAAAUUUAUGCCAUCUUUCCCGUAUUGGUUUUGAUAUUAAUCCUGAGCUGUUCGUUUUUAUAGAGUCGGCGUGGAGAGAGAGUGAGAGAAGUUUGAAGAGAAGAAUAAUUACAUAUCCAAAGGGUAAAAGUAUGCUUCAGAUGUGUUAAUGUGCCAUAUUUGAGUACAAAGGUCUUAAGAAAUGUGAGUGAAAAUAUUGCUUUAAAAUUGUGGAAUGAAUGAAAUUUGGUGUUAGUUGAAAUCGUUUGAAGGGCAGUAAUCAUUUUACAAUAUUUUAGUAAGUUUAAUUAACCCCAAUUAAUCAGCUAUUGUCCAACUAAGGUUGCUAUUUAAAAUCACGACUACCUAAAUUGUUUUCUCCAACAUUUUUUUUAUAUUGAUCUUAAAUGUUUUUUUGGAAUCUGUAUUAGUUUAGAAAAUGUUAGAUUCUUUGUGGAUUAGUUUGAGAAGAGACGAACCAACGGCCGAAAUUUAAAGUCUCUAGCUCAGUGGUCGGCAUAAACAAAACAUGCCACCUUAAAAACUGUAUUGAAAUGUUGCAUAAAACGAAUCUGUGCAUUGAUGAAUAUGUCAAAACCAAAUGGUAGUAUUUGAGUUAAUCAUCACUUUACACUUCAUAGAACAAUAAUUGUUUGAUUGAUUUCGCUUAUAAUAUGAAAUGAUUUCCCCAAAAUGUUAACAGAUUUCUCCUACAACGAAUUUCAUUCUAAAGUUUUUUUAAAGCAUGAUUUUUAAAAGAUUUUAAAUAGUGUUAAACCACUAUAUUAGAACAAAUUCAUAACAAACAAGAAUUUUAUGGCAAAACAAACAUUAAGGAUAGUUAAUUUACAAACCAAAAGAAGUGGCCUCAUAAAUUUAGUAUACUAGACAUAAGUUCAUCAUAUCUGCCUUGAAUUCAUUAAAAACAAUGCGAAUUUAUACAGCUGAUUGCAAAGGCGAAUUCAAGCAAAUUGCUCCAUUUAUAAACUCGUUCCCAAGUCGAAUUUAUAUACAAGGUGGUGUCGGUGGCGAAUUCAGGCAAAUAU
Molecule: messenger RNA, 3079 nt
Organism: Calliphora vicina (urban bluebottle blowfly)
Lineage: Eukaryota; Metazoa; Arthropoda; Insecta; Diptera; Calliphoridae
Exons: 2
Coding region: 624-2117 (497 amino acids)
Source: RefSeq, a predicted model, not a curated record